Nerophis ophidion (straightnose pipefish) is the source of this 3441-nucleotide messenger RNA. RefSeq names its product centrosomal protein 68 (gene cep68). The record is from RefSeq and is a predicted model, not a curated record. The transcript has 8 exons. Bases 301 to 2400 code for a protein of 699 amino acids. Lineage: Eukaryota; Metazoa; Chordata; Actinopteri; Syngnathiformes; Syngnathidae.
UAAAUUUAGGACCGUGACACCGACACGUAAACGCAGCACGCCCGAAGCAAGGGGGCUGAACAACAAUGGCGAGGCCUCUUCGCAAAAAAAUUAGGUUUCAACCCAAAACACAUUAACUGGCCAAAGGGACUUCCUUCAGCCAAGAGUGCUUCAUUCAUCGUACUUUUCACUCCUUACCUUUUGGAGUCAACUUCCGGCGUCGCGACGCACUUCCGUGGACGUCUAGAAGAACAGGUCUCGUGAGUAGUGACGUCUAACUAAACUGCAUUGUUUCUGUGGAGAGUAUAUUGACCUUCCUAGAUGCCAUUCUGUCCGAUAAACACAGAUGGAUGUAACCCAUGGAAGAUGCAUGCUGCAGAAAAUAAACCAGGGAAAACCCUGAACCGAACGACAGAACCCGAUACGAAGGAUGAGAAAGCCAAACAAUGGGAGAAAGUGCUGACAUGUAGAAAUGUUACAAUAGCGCCGACUUCCAGGUGUCUGAAUAACAGGUGCUAUGUGAUCAGAAAGCCUCUGUUCUCCAUCGAACAACCAUCCAUUUUAAAGAAGACUCAUCAAAAUAAGCACACACAGAAGGAGAAAUAUGCAUAUAUAGGUGACAAGAGAAUGGAUGAAGAUCAGCAUUCCACCAACACGAAUUACCAGAUUAUGUCAGAAGAGGACUCAGUGAGCUACAGCUUCUGUCCCAGCAAUACCUCUGUUUACUCAAACUUGAAAGCAACAUGCGGCUCACCGCUGGCUAUCUCAGAGCUCAGAGGCUGCACUGAAUACGAAGAACCUUCCUUUUCUCCACUUAUUUUCCCUAGAAGAAGACCAAUUAAGUGCAGCUUCUCCAGUUCCUUCCUUGAGCUCCAGAAAAUGGAGCGUCCUCUAAGGCCGCAAAUGGCAUCUACUGGUCACAACCCCACCUACACACCACGCUCUAUUCGUUCUUACUCCAACAGUCGCCAAACAGAGCUCAAAAGACCUUCUUUAGAAGUGUCGUCAAGUAGACAAGAUAUGUCCUUAUAUGAAGCAAACUAUUGGGACUGUGCUAUCCCUAAGUCUAUGCACCCAAUCUCAAAUAGGCAGACUGCAGACUGGAAUCCAAACAGGGAGUACCAAGCCCUACUCGACUACACCUACCCUCUCAGGCCUGGACAGGUUGACAGUGAAUGGGAUAACUUUGACCGCCACGGAGGUUCUCUCCAAAAAACAGACCUGAACUUGCAAGAUUCUGGAAUUGAACUGGACAACUGUUGUAGCUUUACCAGCCUGUCUGGAUUGAACUUUAGCCCAAGCAGCAACAUACAAACAAAAAUGUUGGAAACGCUGAGUGGUGAUCAGAAAAUCCGUUCCUCAGAUCUGCACUCAUUUACGCAAUCUGCUGGGGUGUCUUUGGACAGUUUGGACUUUGGUACAAGCAAAAACUUAGUGAAUUGUCACCAGGAUGGAGGUCAGCUUCAAUAUUCACAACCCUCAUCCACCAGUGCUUUAAUCCGUACAACAAGUGUUCUUCCUCAGUCCAAUUGUGUUGGUGGGGACAGUUUGGACUUUGGUACAGGCAAAGACGUAGUGAAUUGUCACCAGGAUGGAGGCCAGCUUCAAUAUUCACAACCCUCAUCCUCCAGUGCUUUCAUCCGUACAACAAGUGUUCUUCCUCAGUCCAAAUGUGUUAGUGGGGACUUAGACAAUGAGUUCUGGUGUCUGCCAGAUCAGCUACAGGAGCCGCUGUUCCUCUCCAGACAGGUGAAGGACUUGACAGCCAGGCUUGGUCUUCCUGUCACAGCCAGCUGGGGGUCUUUGGAGUCAGAUACAGCUUCCAUCUUCAACACAUUAACGCUACCUGUGAAGAAUUUGGUCAAAGAGGUAGAAGAAAGCAAUAAGAAUGUGAACGUAGAUGAAAGGAGUGUGACUGAAUCAGUGAGAAGUUCCAGGCCGUGGAUGGAGUCUGAUGGAGGAGGACUGACCCAUGGCAGUAUCCAGGAUGUGGAAAACUUGGUAGAGCAACUGUGUGGUCUCACUCUGAGUGACACCCAGAGGACCAUGCUGGUGGAACAGGACCAUAAUUCUUCUUUAAUACAACAGAUCUAUAUCUUCUCCUCGCUCUUAGAGCAGCAUAUCUGCUGGCUCUACAUGCUUUCUGAUAAGAUGGACGUAUUGGCUGCACCCACUGACGACGUGAAGAGGUUACUUGCUGAACAACAGCAAGAGGUGAGCGUUCAUCAGCCGCUGAUAUCUCGUGUUCUGCACACAGGUGAGCAGCUCCUCAGCUCCAUGGAGGCCACCUGUCCAGUGUUAGGAAACACUUUGAUGUUAAUCCAGAAGCAUUUUGGAGGCUUGAAGGACCAAAUUGAACUUUUUUUACCCUCCAAGCGAUCCAACAAGGACGAUCUGACUCAGCGCAGCGAUACAGCCUAGCGGGACCAACGGAACGAUACAUGGCGCUCCUCAGGGAUUUCCCCUACUUUUUCAAAACAUACAAAGUCAACAAAAAAGAAGCGCUUAGUCUGUGUAGAGGAAGAUAAUGGAAAACAACUGUGUGACGAGGAAGAAGAUGAUUUUGUGUCUUUUCCUGCCCACAUAAAUUAAGUAGCUCAAACAAAGAGGGCGUAAAAGUGGAAAACCGGUCGCAUUGCCUUUGCGGUCCCAUUUGAAAAGAUCAGAUUCCAAACGGAUUUAGACUACCUGCUGAUGUGGUGCAAAUCUGGUGCUAAAAUAUCAGAUUUGAAGUACUAUAGAGUAGCUUAUCUGUUUCACCUGAGCGCAAGAACUCUGAUUUGUGUAAACCGAGCCAGUGUUGCUGAUACCAGCACUGAUACUUUUACUUGACAUUUUUCAAGAUCCUUAUUCAUUUUGUAAUUUUGCCUGAACUUUGUCGAUUAUGAGGCACACAAAAAUGUUUGUAUGACCAAAUACUGUCACGGAUAAACAGUAAAUCCAUAUAAAUAUUUUUUACAAUUUCAGGACUUUAUAUACUCCAAUUACCGUAUUUUUUUUGUUAUUGUUUACUUGUGAAAAGGGAAGGUGACAAGCUAAAUAUUUAGCCUUUAGCCUGGCCGUCAAGCUCGCAAUACAACGGCGCUUCCAUCUGUUGUGGCUCCGCCUCCAUCUCUUCUAAAGCCACAAGGCCGUCCUGCUCGCUUGUCUUUAAUGUUGCGUUAACAUAAUUCCCACUGCUUGCCUUACAUUUACAAUAAUUCAUUAACUUGUUGUUACCUUGCUAAACGUUUUGAUAAUUUUAAAAAAGUUGAACAUAGCCACUCAAAGCACCGCCAUCUUGCACCUAUGUCAUGUUGCAACGUAAACAUUAGAUGCGUGAUUAUGCCGUUCCUUUAAUUCCUUAUUAUAACGUAUUCAUACAUUACCGACCUGUGGUGAAUAAAAGGCCUACUUUCACAGAAAAAGGGCACGAACUGGCAGGAUUUCCUACAAAUAAAAAAUAAAAUUGUUGACCCAAAA